AUGGAGCCCCUAUCCUUCCAAGAAUACAUCUGCUCCCUGAACCCCGCUGUACUGCCCCGCAUCCUCAGGAUUUGCUCUGGAGUCUACUUUCAAGGGUCUGUGUAUGAGAUCUCAGGCAACGAAUGUUGUUUAUCAACUGGAGACUUCCUAAAAAUUAUUGCCGUCAAGCUGCAGAAGGUCAUUUGUGAGGAUGUGGAGAUGGGGAAAACAACAGAACUGCCACUGACCUUCAAAGGUCUCUUCCAGCCCAGUCCAGACCCACAGCAGUAUGCAAGCCUGGAGGAGCUGAUCCAGAGCAAACGGGCAGCCCAGGAGGCUCAGCCCUUGUGCUUCAUUUCGGCCACUGACCUUGCUGUGGAUGGACACUUCAUUCCCAAGGCACAACCCAUCUUUCUGGAGGCACUGCAGGGGAGAAAAGCAGCCGUCCGCACGGCAGACAGCCACAGGGAGCACCACUGGCUCCGGCUGCCUCUCUCCCUGCGCGGUCGGUUCUUCGAGUGCAGUGAGCAGGACCUCACGCUGCAAGAGGUGCUGGGGCUGCAGGGCAGCUGGCCACAACGCCUGCUCUGCCCCACGCUGAGCUCGUGUCCCAUCCUCCUCAGCCCCGUCUACGAAGUGCAAGCCAUCAUGCACCUGAGGAAGGACGUGGUGAAAAUCCCCUCCACGUUGGAAGUGGAUGUGGAAGAUGUCACAGAAGAGGCACAGCACAUUCAUUUUAUCAAGCCGCUGCUGCUUAGCGACUUGCUGCAGAUGGAGGAAGCCCUCCCUGUCCAAGCAGAGAUCCUGGAGGGGCCCAGCUCCUUGGCCAUCUUCAAGAAUGACUGGAUUCCCCGCUUGCAGAAAGGCCAGCGGAUCCAGAUCCAUGGCAAGGGCUGUCCUUGGAAAGUCCUCGCCUCGGCUCGCAAGGGCACCCGCCAUUUCCUCCUCUCCAGCACAUACCAGGGCAGGUUUCGGAGGCGCCCCAGGGAGUUCACCACAGUGUACGAGCUGGCCACCAGCCUGCAGGCCAGUCAACACUUGCGUGUGGUGGUCACACAGGACUGCGAGGGCCACGAGGAGGACACGCCCUCGCUCAGCGUGGGCGAUCGGCUGGAAGUGCGCUGCCUGCUCCAGGCCAGUGCCAGCACCACCAUGCUGCUGUGCAACCGAAGCAGCACCGAGGAAGAGGAGGGAGAGGAGAGUGAAGAGCUGAUGCUGCCUCUAGACCUGGGAGGUAGCUUUGUGGAAGAGAUGUGUGAGAACAAGAAGUACAACCUCACAGAGAUCGUGGAGCAGCUCUCCCUGCCAUGCGAUGUCAAAGUGGUGGCCAAGGACCCUUCGCUCGCUCGCGACAUCCUCAGCUCCUUCUCGGCCUUACGACUGGAGGCACGUGUCACUGAGCCCUUCUUGGUCAGCAGCUUCUGUGAGGAGCCAAACGAGAGCUUUGAGAUCCCACCACGGUGGCUGGACAUGUCUCUGUUCUUCACACAGGAGCCUGCCCACCCACAGGCUCCCUCUGCAGACUGGUCACGGGUCGAGGAGCUGAAGGAGUCUUUCUACUACCACUUGCUGAAGCAGCUGCCGGGCAGUUCAGCUCCCCCUCCACCACGGCCCCCCAAGAGGAAGGAGGCUGUGGACAAGGCAGACCUCAGGAAAACCAAAAGAACCAGCCCUGAGAAAGCAAAGCUUCCUCCCCUGGCUGGGCCCAAGUCUCCCUUAUCCCAGAAAACAAGAAGCCCAUUCAUCGCACAGAGUACCCCGAAUGAGUACAGCACGCACCUCCACUUGCAGAGAGCAUCCCAGUCAAGCAAGGCCCCAAAGGACAAAGGUGUGGAGAGCAGCGAUUUUGACCACAACUAUGAAACAGUUGAUGAAGAUCUUCAACAGACAAUUCAAAAAAUAGAGACUAUGUUUCCUUUCUAA
Rhea pennata is the source of this 1902-nucleotide messenger RNA. It is a transcript of the gene THEMIS2, whose product is annotated as thymocyte selection associated family member 2. Gene Ontology annotation, biological process: T cell receptor signaling pathway. The record is from RefSeq and is a predicted model, not a curated record. The transcript has 6 exons. The coding region runs from base 1 to 1902 and encodes 633 amino acids. Lineage: Eukaryota; Metazoa; Chordata; Aves; Rheiformes; Rheidae. Gene Ontology annotation, cellular component: nucleus; cytoplasm.